CUCAACCUCACCAUUCAAACAUACACAGCACCACUGCAGAAGUGUUUAAGUCAAUCUCCUUCUUUACAGAAAUCAGUAGAAUUUUUGAAGCUCUUACAGGAAUGGCAUCCGAGUCGUCGUCUUCCUCGUCAAAUGGUAACAAGAGGUCGAAGGUUUCAAGCAGAGGGCUGGGAGGAUAUCUCAGGCAACAGAAAGGGAGGCUCUACAUCAUCAGAAGAUGUGUGGUUAUGCUUCUCUGCUGGCAUGACUAGUUCAUGUACUGCAAUUCUAGUUCUUCUUGAGGAGUCCCUAGCUUGAAUCUCUCCUAGUGCCCAGUUGAAGGGUAUAGUUAGCAAGCUUAGGGUUUAGUGCUUCCACAGAAUCUCUUGUCUGUGCAGCAAUGCAGGGAUUCAUUAAUCGCCUAGCUAGAUCUCGAUCUUUAUCUUUCUAUCCAUUCCACAGUAUCCUAGUGUAAAUAUAAAUGAGAAAUUCUUAGUAGUGGUAGUCUUUCUUUGCAGAACCAUGAAUCAUGGUUAAGAUUUGUAGUUUUCUACAAUUUGUUUUUGGAUACAAAGUUUUCUACAAUUGAAAUUAAGUAUUUACCUCUC
Molecule: messenger RNA, 587 nt
Organism: Argentina anserina (silverweed cinquefoil)
Lineage: Eukaryota; Viridiplantae; Streptophyta; Magnoliopsida; Rosales; Rosaceae
Product: small polypeptide DEVIL 4-like
Exons: 1
Coding region: 102-251 (49 amino acids)
Biological process (GO): negative regulation of cell population proliferation
Source: RefSeq, a predicted model, not a curated record